Drosophila sechellia is the source of this 4551-nucleotide messenger RNA. It is a transcript of the gene lap, whose product is annotated as phosphatidylinositol-binding clathrin assembly protein lap. The transcript is spliced from 16 exons. Lineage: Eukaryota; Metazoa; Arthropoda; Insecta; Diptera; Drosophilidae. Gene Ontology annotation, molecular function: phosphatidylinositol-4,5-bisphosphate binding; SNARE binding; 1-phosphatidylinositol binding. The coding region runs from base 474 to 2867 and encodes 797 amino acids. The record is from RefSeq and is a predicted model, not a curated record. Gene Ontology annotation, biological process: synaptic vesicle budding from presynaptic endocytic zone membrane; clathrin coat assembly; clathrin-dependent endocytosis. Gene Ontology annotation, cellular component: extrinsic component of presynaptic endocytic zone membrane; clathrin-coated vesicle; clathrin-coated pit.
AUGCCGUAAACUCAAGUCGAUAGCACGCGUUAGCUCCACUUUGCGGACGCUUUAGGACAUUGCUCAUACACUCGCUCCGUUUGCCAGUCGCCAUUAUCGAUUUGUGGCAGAGGAAAAAUAGAGAAUUAAAAAAUCGCGUUUCAGCGUUAGGCACCGGUUAGAGAGCGCAUAAAUCGCGGUGAUAAAUUGUGUAGUGAUUGUGACGUAGGAACCACUAAAUCUUUACCGUUUGUUUAAUCGUGAGGCUCGCAUAGCAGAGUUUUCCCGUUCGAAAUAUUCUCAAUCAAUCAAUACCUCUCUGUCUCUCGCUCGCCCCAUACGCGUGUGUGUGUCUCUCUCUCCCUCUCUCUGUACUGCUUGCGAGUGUGUGUGUGUGUGUCGGUGUGGUCAGCUCCUUAGGUGCAUAAUUAAAUUAAUCAAGUAAAUAAAAGCCAGCGAGCGGGAGCAGGAACAACAACAGCAACAGCUUCAUCAUGACCAUGGCAGGGCAAACGAUCAACGACAGGCUGCUGGCCGCCCGUCACAGCCUUGCGGGCCAAGGACUCGCCAAGUCCGUUUGCAAGGCCACCACGGAGGAAUGCAUUGGCCCGAAGAAGAAGCACUUGGACUAUUUGGUGCACUGCACAAACGAGCCGAAUGUGUCGAUACCUCAUCUGGCCAAUUUACUUAUCGAGCGUUCACAGAAUGCCAACUGGGUCGUCGUCUACAAGUCGCUGAUAACCACACAUCAUCUGAUGGCAUAUGGCAAUGAGCGGUUUAUGCAAUAUCUUGCCUCUAGCAAUUCUACAUUCAAUCUUAGCUCCUUUCUGGACAAAGGAACUGUACAAGAUGGUGGCAUGGGCGUUCCUGGUGGCAGAAUGGGUUACGAUAUGUCUCCCUUUAUUCGGCGCUACGCCAAGUAUUUGAAUGAGAAAUCGCUCUCCUAUCGAGCCAUGGCCUUUGACUUUUGCAAGGUCAAACGUGGCAAAGAGGAAGGAUCGCUACGCAGCAUGAACGCGGAAAAACUUCUAAAGACUUUGCCAGUUUUGCAGGCACAAUUGGAUGCACUUUUGGAGUUCGACUGCCAAUCCAAUGACUUGUCCAAUGGCGUCAUCAAUAUGAGCUUUAUGCUCUUGUUCCGCGAUCUCAUACGAUUGUUUGCUUGCUACAAUGAUGGCAUCAUAAAUUUGCUUGAAAAAUAUUUCGAUAUGAACAAGAAACAUGCCCGCGAUGCGUUGGAUCUUUACAAAAAGUUCUUAGUGCGCAUGGAUCGUGUUGGAGAGUUCUUAAAAGUGGCUGAGAAUGUGGGCAUUGACAAGGGUGACAUACCCGAUUUGACCAAGGCGCCCAGUUCGUUGUUAGAUGCUUUGGAGCAGCACUUGGCCACGCUUGAGGGUCGAAAAGUAUCCGCUGCUAAUACUCCUACACAGUCAUCAAGUAAUCAGCGUAAUGUAAAAUCCGCUGUAUCUGCCCUGUCUUCCACCAGCUCGGCAUUUGGUACUGCAGCUGCGUCCAGCAAAUUUGAUACCACCAACGGCAUUGACGAGCAGCUUAAAGCCCAGGUUUUGGCCGAAGAGGAGGCCGCUAUGAACCAAUACAAGUCCAAGGUGUCGUCGCCCACUAGCAGCGGUGCUGCUGGCGCUAGCGCUGCACUAACAAAUCCAUUUCUAUCGUCGCCGCCAGCCGCGCAGGCUGGCCAGCCGAUAGUUGAUCUGUUCGGUGCCGCGUCGGCGCAGCCCGCUGCUGCUGCAGCAGCCACCAAGGCCUCCGACGAUCUGCUGCAGUUGGGCAAUCCUUUCGCGGACAUGUUUGACGCCAGCGGCGGCGGAGCAGCUGCUGCAGGAGCCACAGGUGCUGCACUCAAUGCCAAUAAUUUGUGGAUGCAUAAUAAUGGUUUCAAUGGCGCAUCAGUUUCCUCCGCUGCUGCUACAAAUGCAUUCGUUUCCGAUAGUAAUUUCUCAUCCGUGUUUGGUAAUACGGAACCGGCAGCUUCGACGUCGUUGCCAAAUCCAUUUUUCGAUGAUAUGUCGUUGCCCCAAGUCCCACUCGCUGCUGAAUCUGUUGCUGCGCCCUUUGGCAACAAUAUCAAUUUCAUGGAUCAGCAGCUGCAGCAACAACAGCAAGCGGCUUUAUAUGUGCAACAGCAGCAGCAACAACAGCUGCAACUACAGCAGCAGCAGCAACACCGGCCGCAGCAGCAAGCGAUAUUGCCACCUUCCAUGUCUGCAGCUCAGUUUCCACCAGGCUUCGAUGCCUUGGGCGACGUCCUCAAGCCGGCCUCGGCCAGCAACAACAGCAAUCAAAUGAACGUUGUCGCCGCAGGUUACUCCAGCAAUAGCAGUUCGAUCCUAGCGUUACAACAGCAGCAGCACCAGCAGCAACCCCAGCAGCAACUGCACCAGCAGCAACAGCAGCAGCCACCGGCUGGCACUGGAAAGAUAAUAACCGGCGACUUGGAUAGUUCACUAAUGUCACUCGUUGAUAACUUAAAUAUUAACAAAACGGCAAGUGCAAAACCCGUGCAAUGGAAUUCACCUAAAAAUACAGCGAAACCAGGUGCUAAUUGGACACCCCAACCAAUGGCGGCUACUACUGGUGCUGGCUAUCGUCCAAUGGCACAUGGCAUGACCGUAAAUCCUGCGCCAAUCACAAUCAAUCAUCCGUAUAUACAUGCUAGUUAUCCUGUAAUGCCAAAUUAUAUGCAGGGAAUGCCGGUGAUGGGACAGCCAAGUAUGAUGGGGGGGCAGGCAGCAGCCCCUUUGACUGGGGUGCCACCGACGAUGAUGGCGGCGCCGCACAGUAAUGCAACGGGCAUCAUGCAACCCAUCCAGCCAACGCAGAAUGGCAGCAAUAAAGGCGUCCCACUCGACCCAUUUGGUGCGUUAUAAGCGGUCCAGAAGGAGCUCAUACGUGCAACCCACUCUCACCACUCACUCACUCAGUCUAAGCGCUCUAACCUCAUAGACGGAAAACAUCAAACCACACUCACAGACACAAAUGCGUAAUGAAAUAUUAAAUAAACCAAUAGCUCUAUAUAUUAUAUAAACGUGGAAGUGGAAAUUAGGAUCUUGAAACUGUUUACACGAUGCUACAGAAAACAUAUAUAAAGUUUAUGGAAAAAGCAGCAGCAAUAGCAAACACAAAUGAAACGGAAGCAGAUAAGAAAAUUAUAUUAUAAUGUUGAACAUUGAGCAAAACACGAAAAAUGCUAUAUACAUACAUAUAUACAUAUAUAUAUAUUUAUAUUAUUACUAUUUAAAUGAAAACAAAUAAGUUUGACUAUUUAUAUGUAUACACCAAUUUAUAUACUAUGCUAAAACGAAUGAAGAGAAGGUAAAAGCAAAAACGAAACAAUUUCCAUCAAUAGCUAAAGGAAAGUAGCCUAUGUGAAAUAUACCUAUGAACUUUAAGAUAAGUCUUUACAAAACCUGUAGUUGUGUCCUACGCCAAUCACUAAAAACAUACACGUUGAAUUAUCUAGUGGAACUAUGUUAACUGUCUCAAAGCAGAAGAUCGAACGAACAUGAAACCGAUUCAGAAAUGAUAUUUUCAAACGCAGUCCAAGUGCUUGCACAGCUUAACGUAAUCAUUUGCAAUAUUUUAAUCCGUCUAUCAAUGUUUUUCUGUUAUUUUUAGUCAUUUCUUGUGACUAAAUACCUAUUAUACGUUUUAAAGUGUUGUUAAGCAAGUUAUGAUUUGUUGAACGGCAAAUAAUUGUAAAUGCAUUCCAAACUAGCUUCAAUUUUGUCCAAAUUUAAUUUGCGAAGGCGAAAACAUUUGUAAUUAUUAAGUAUUAUUUAACAACCAAUUCAAGCAACGCUGAUGUAAAAUGUGUUGAUAAUAUGUUUAAAUUCUAGAAAAAAAACCGCAACGUUUAUUUAAUAUGUGUUAUACUUUAGUGCGUACGUUGUGUUAGAAAUUUAUUUAAUUGCUUCUAGUAUUCGAUACAAAACUGACAUCAUAUACGUGCAUAGUUCAUUUCAAGAAUGUGUAUAUAAAGCAUAAGACGUGUGUGUAGAAGUUUUCCUACAACGCGGCAAGCUGAGCUAUGUUUAAAUAAAAUUUAUAUGAAUUAUAUAAAAAAUUUAUUUUUUAUUAUUUUUUAUUUUGUGCUGCACUGGAAUUAAUUGCCAAAAUCAAACAAAUUAAUUGACUUCCAAAUUUUUCAUCAACUCCAACCCACCACCCCCUUCAGUGAGUAAUUUUUGAUGGUUCAAAGGUUUCUUCAACUAUCUUCACAUUCCAAAUGCUUAAAAUUCUGUCGCUUUAUAACUCCCAUUAGUGGGAGUCGCCGGUCCGCCAUGGCCAUGAAUUCUUCAAGAUUAUAUAGCAGUAGCUAUAAGCAACACCGUCAGCUUUUCGCUGAUACCCUUCAAAAUUAAUCACAUAAGCAGAAAAGUACGCUAUAUUUUUGCACCAGCCAAAAUGCAAUUUUAUUGCUCACCAAAGUAGGCAACAAUUUAGUGGAGAAAUCAAAUAAGAAGGUUGACCAGGACUUGUGGCAUGUCCUACUUUUGGAAUAGGUGGGUCAACUCUCGUAGGCAAACAACAACGCAAAUGCAAUAAUCGUUA